This is a messenger RNA of Dromaius novaehollandiae (emu), 10063 nucleotides long. It is a transcript of the gene GRID1, whose product is annotated as glutamate ionotropic receptor delta type subunit 1. Gene Ontology annotation, molecular function: glutamate receptor activity; transmitter-gated monoatomic ion channel activity involved in regulation of postsynaptic membrane potential. The coding region runs from base 292 to 2985 and encodes 897 amino acids. NCBI's taxonomy places the organism in Eukaryota, Metazoa, Chordata, Aves, Casuariiformes, Dromaiidae. The transcript has 16 exons. Gene Ontology annotation, cellular component: postsynaptic density membrane; plasma membrane. The record is from RefSeq and is a predicted model, not a curated record. Gene Ontology annotation, biological process: monoatomic ion transport; modulation of chemical synaptic transmission; synaptic transmission, glutamatergic.
CCCGGCACACACCGAGCGCUGGGGGCUCCGCCGCCCGCCCGCCAACCCGGGAUCUACCUCCGUGUAUUUUUAGCCUCGGCUCUUUUUUUCUCUCUCUUCCUCACCCCUUUUGCUCGAUCUUGGAAAAAUUGUGGGGUACUGGGGGGAUUUGGGAUUUUUUUACAGCGGGGGUGUCUCUGGCCGCCUUUCCCCCCGUCGCCUUGCUCCACCUCCCCGUUCUCUUUUUUUCUUCUUUUCCCCCAUCUGCCUCUCCACCAAACCCGGGCUGAUGUGCUGUGCGAGAGACUGGAAAUGGAAGUGUUGAUGCUCUGGCUUUUCCCCUGGAUAUUUCAGUGCGUUUCGGUGCGGGCGGACUCCAUCAUCCACAUUGGUGCCAUUUUUGAAGGCAAUGCUGCCAAGGACGACGAGGUGUUCAAGCAGGCGGUGUCGGAUCUGAACCUCAAUGACGACAUCCUCCAGAGCGAGAAAAUCACUUACUCCAUCAAGCUCAUAGAGGCCAACAACCCUUUCCAUGCGGUGCAGGAAGCCUGCGACCUGAUGACGCUGGGGAUCUUGGCCUUGGUGACGUCCACGGGCUGUGCCUCGGCCAAUGCGCUGCAGUCGCUGACGGACGCCAUGCACAUCCCGCACCUGUUUGUGCAGCGCAGCACGGGGGGCUCGCCGCGCACCGCCUGCCACCUCAACCCCAGCCUGGAGGAGGAGGAGUACACGCUGGCCGCCCGGCCCCCCGUCCGCCUCAACGACGUCAUGCUCAAGCUGGUCACUGAGCUGCGGUGGCAGAAAUUCAUCGUGUUCUACGACAGCGAUUACGACAUACGUGGACUGCAGGGAUUUCUCGAUCAGGCCUCAAGGCUGGGACUCGAUGUGUCCUUGCAGAAAGUGGACAGGAACAUCAGCAGAGUCUUUGCCAACCUUUUCACUACCAUGAAGACGGAAGAGCUGAACCGCUACCGCGACACCUUGCGAAGGGCCAUCUUGCUGCUCAGCCCAAGGGGAGCCCAGACUUUCAUUAAUGAGGCUGUGGAAACCAACCUUGCUUCAAAGGAUAGUCACUGGGUCUAUGUAAAUGAGGAAAUCACUGACAAUGAGAUACUGGAGCUGGUGCAUAGUGCUCUGGGGAGGAUGACAGUUAUCCGGCAAAUUUUCCCCCUCUCAAGGGACAACAACCAGAGGUGCAUGAGGAACAACCACCGAAUCUCGUCGCUGCUCUGUGAUCCCCAGGAAGGCUAUCUUCAGAUGCUGCAGGUUUCCAACUUGUACCUGUACGACAGCGUGCUCAUGCUGGCCAACGCUUUCCACCGAAAGCUGGAGGACAGGAAGUGGCACAGCAUGGCCAGCCUGAACUGCAUGCGGAAAUCCACCAAACCCUGGAACGGGGGGCGAUCCAUGCUGGAGACUAUUAAGAAGGGCCAUAUAACUGGGCUUACUGGCAUUAUGGAGUUCAGAGAAGAUGGCGCCAACCCCUACGUUCAGUUUGAGAUACUGGGCACUAGCUACAGCGAAACGUUUGGCAAAGAUGUGCGGAGGUUGGCAACAUGGGACUCUGAAAAAGGACUGAACGGCAGCCUACAAGAACGACGUCUGGGCAGUGACUUACAAGGACUGACACUGAAAGUGGUGACUGUCUUGGAAGAACCUUUUGUGAUGGUGGCAGAGAACAUACUUGGGCAACCAAAACGAUAUAAAGGAUUUUCCAUUGAUGUCCUGGAUGCGCUUGCCAAAAAUCUGGGCUUCAAGUAUGAGAUAUAUCAAGCUCCUGAUGGUAAAUAUGGACAGCAGCUCCAAAACAGCUCCUGGAACGGCAUGAUUGGAGAACUCAUUAACAAGAGAGCUGACCUAGCAAUCUCAGCCAUCACAAUAACACCAGAACGCGAGAGUGUUGUGGACUUCAGCAAGCGUUACAUGGAUUACUCAGUGGGGAUCUUAAUCAAAAAGCCCGAAGAAAAAAUCAACAUCUUCUCUCUCUUUGCUCCUUUUGACUUUGCGGUGUGGGCUUGCAUUGCUGCAGCCAUCCCUAUAGUUGGUGUCUUGAUAUUUGUCUUGAACCGGAUCCAGGCCAUCAGGGCUCAGAACUCUUCCCAGCCAAGCCCCUCGGCCUCUUCCACUCUUCACAGUGCUAUUUGGGUGGUGUACGGCGCCUUUGUACAGCAAGGGAGUGAAUCUACUGUCAAUUCUGUGGCUAUGCGCAUUGUAAUGGGCAGUUGGUGGCUCUUCACCCUUAUUGUGUGCUCAUCCUACACAGCUAACUUAGCAGCUUUUCUCACAGUAUCAAGGAUGGAUAAUCCUAUAAGAACAUUUCAGGAUCUGUCCAAACAAAUGGAUAUAUCUUAUGGUACAGUCAGGGAUUCAGCAGUGUAUGAAUACUUCAAAGCGAAAGGGACAAACCCCUUGGAGCAGGAUAACACAUUUGCUGAACUGUGGAGGACGAUCAGUAAGAAUAAUGGGGCAGAUAAUUGUGUAUCGAACCCUUCUGAAGGCAUCAGGAAGGCAAAGAAAGGAAACUAUGCUUUCCUGUGGGAUGUGACAGUGGUGGAAUAUGCCGCACUGACCGAUGACGAGUGCUCCGUGACGGUCAUUGGAAACAGCAUCAGCAGCAAAGGAUAUGGGAUAGCCCUCCAGCAUGGAAGCCCCUACAGAGAUCUUUUCUCCCAGAGGAUCUUAGAGUUGCAAGAAAGCGGAGAUUUGGAUGUUCUCAAACAGAAAUGGUGGCCACGAAUGGGACGUUGUGACCUGAAUAGCCAUACCAAUGCACAGACAGAUGGGAAGGCACUCAAGCUUCACAGUUUUGCAGGCGUUUUCUGCAUUUUAGCAAUAGGCCUUCUUCUUGCAUGCUUGGUGGCAGCAUUGGAGUUGUGGUGGAACAGCAACCGUUGUCAUCAAGAAACACCGAAAGAGAGCAGAUACAGCAUGGGCAGCAGCAGUGCAAACUUCCCCACAUUGCCCCACCAAUGUGCCUCAACCCUGACCUGGAGAGACCACCUUUAGGGGUAAGAGAGUAGUUCAGAAACAUGCCCUCAGCCUCUCUGCUAAGAGUGACAGGGAGGCCAGUCAUUGGCACCGAGUCGUGCCAACUGUGGUUGAUGUUUUUUGUGACUUAAGACCCCAUCCACUGGCUGUGAGAACUGGGUCCAUAACUGUGCAGGUGAUGCAGCUGCCAGCAGCUGGUAGCCAUUUUUCUUCAUGCCUGACCCAGGCUGAGUUUGAAGAGGUACAUGAACAAUUAAAAAUAAGCAAUCUAGUUAUUAAUUGAAUAAGCCAUAUUGCCAUGACACUGUUUAAAUGCUUCCUUUCUUUUGAAAUAAGUUUUAUUUCUAAAACUAAGAGCCUCUGAGUAACCUGCAUAUGAAAUAUUUUACCUAGGAAAAUACAUCUGAGAAUGUCUUGUUUUUAAAGAUUUCUUGCUGCAGUAGCAAGUAAUAGUUAGUAACACCAUGAUAAAAUAAUCAGUCCAUACUCUGAUCUGUCUUGCAUGAAGCCUGUAUUUAUUUACAUAGAUUAAAUGUUUAACAAACUAACCUCUUGUAAUUUUUGAAACACCGAGGCAUUUGUAGGUACUUCCAUCUUGGAACAGAUGUUUGUUACAAGCAAAUAAUAGCAGCGAGCUGCACUACAGCUGGAAAAUAGUACAUAGCCCAUCAAUUCCAAUCUAUGUUUCUCAGGUUGCCAGGAGUAUUACAGUAAUUGACGUACCUAUCACCUGUAAGCAAUGCUGGCAAGUGGGAGCUGAAGAGACAUGUUGCAGUCUGUGAUGUUGUGAAAUAUUUAUCAGUAAGAUCCCACUCUUCUGAGUUCCUGCUUAUCGCAUUUGAAUUCAUCCGUCGAGGGUUCAGUGAUAAACAUCUGUGUUGGGUUUGUGGGACGAGGCUGCAAAGUCCCUUGCCUGUGGCUCCACAGCGUGUAAUAGAGAAAGGGAAAUGUUGCUAAAAGGAAGUAUGUCUCUGCUGUGCACGGUGCAGCACUCCAAAAGCAAGCACAGGGAGAGCAGAAGUACAUAGUGUUGCUUGUAAGAAAAGUGGUGAUAAACAGAAAUGCAUAUUGAGUUGUUUGCUGUCUUUGGUUGAACACUGUAGCAUUUUGCCCUGCUGCCAUGCAGAAUUCACUCCCGCUGUAGCUCUGAAGGCCCUGCUGUGCAUUAACAUUGCUCAGGCCUAAACCUUGGUAGCAGAUAGCUCACUUUUUGCUGUGAAUGCCUGGCAGGAUGAGGGGCUGGGAUGUGGGUUGAAGUGUCCUAGCGCUGCAUGUGCACAAGCAUUUGUCUUGCCAUACUCUGGAGUGCAUUCUCCUCUCUAUGCUCAGGGACUCACCCUUGUGCAUCUUUGUAAAGUGAGAAGAGAAUAUGCCGCAAAGGCACAGUUGCAUAUAGGUGCAAAAUAUUUGCAAAAUAUUGCAAAAUUUUUUAAAUUCUCUCUCUGAAGAAGAAUCUCUCUUCCUGUUCUUAAAUAUUUUCUUUCUUUUGCCUGUCCCUUUCAAGUCUUGUUUUAUAUCUGUAACAAGAGUUAGUACAGAUCCCUGCCCUCCCCAGCCCUCUUAUUAUGUAAAGCAUUAUUUUUUUCUCCCCUUCCUAUGCCCGUCCUCCUUCCCCUUCCCCCCAGUGUGUUCUAGAUAAGGGUUGCUCUUCACAUCCUCUUUUGCAGUUUUCAUGACGAACAAUAAAAUACUUUCAAUCUUCCUUUUUUUAAAAAAAAAAAAAAAAAGCAUUCUGAAGUUAUCCAUACGGUAGAGCUGUACUCAGGAAGAUCACGUAUGUGUGGGAAUUGGUCUGACCUUCAAGCACAGUCGGUGUAGGUUAAGCAAGGCGGAUUAACCCCAGGCACAACACACGCGAGCAGGCUCAGGAAAGGUCGGCCUUGUGGGUGCUGUUGCGAGAAAGGGAACAAAGUCAGUGGGAGUCCUGGAACGAGCAGGUGUUAAAGUUGAAAGAGAAAGUGAGUGUUCCCGACAAAGGGCAGACGGAUGAGGCUCUCCAGGGAGAGUCAGCGGAGGAGGAAAGCGUAGGGAAGGCACAAGGGGCAGGCAGGACUGAAUGUAAAGGGGGGUCCUGGAGAGGGCCGCUUGGUGCACCGAAAUGCAGGGAGCUAAAAGCAUCGCUGGAACAGGUCAGAGUAGCUGGAGAGAAGGGUGAUCAUAAAAUAUACUUAGGUAAAGUAGUCAGUGAGUGUGUAGCGAGUGUGGCAGAUAUUUCUUGGUAGAUCAGGUAGCAGAGGUAUUUUAUUUAUGUACUGAUGAGGAGGGAAUGAAGUGGGAUUGCUGAAAGCUGCUGUAAUCAAGACAAGAAAUGCAGCUUCAGAAGAGACAGUGUUGUAUAGAUUGGCUGACAAUUUUCAAAAUAUUUAUGGGAACCAGGGUUCAAAAGUUUGGAAAGCACAGAAUCCAGGGAUAACAGGAACACUGAAUGCAUGAGGACCCCGCUGCUAGAGAGGCAGGAAUCGAGAACGAUAACUGAGCUGUGGGGACCCAAAGUGACAAGAGGAGGUGGUUUCAGGAGUGUAUUUAGGGAUAGCUCUUUUUUGCAACUGUGUAUCCUCCAGUACUGCUACAGCAGUAGUUGCAAUAGAGCUACAGCAUGUAGGGCAUAUACAAAACAUGAAAAUCUUCCUCUUAGCAAUAUCUGAUACUCCAUCCAAGUCUUUAGUUCAGUAACAGCUGUAGACUUGAGUUGUGCUGCUGAUUUGCUUUUCUUCCUGCUUUUGGGAAGCCUUUGGAAAAAUGGGAGUGUUGUGGUAUCACCUAAAAAUUGUGGAAGUUGGAUUUUUUCUCUUGACCAUUUUCUGCUGAGAAAGGGCUCAUUCUCUGGCAGCCUAAGAUGAUACCUAGACUUCAGUGGUCACCUCAUGUGGAAAAAUAACAGCAUCCUCUAUAAUAGCCAUCAUGAGACAGCAGAAAAGAAGGCAGUGCUUUGGCUACUGUGACCUGAUCGUAUUAAGAGCUUUGUAAAUCAAUUGUAGAAAAUUAUAAUGGAUCGAGGAUUCAGUGAGAAGCAGCCAUAAGUUGUGGAGCCCCUGUGUAUUGUUUUCUCUCGGGCUUGACCCACGCACUAGGGUCAUGCACUAGUGCCGGCUUGACAGCCAGAGAUGUUGGAAAGACAAAUGCCCAGUCAUGGCAGGGCUGGGCAGCCUUACUGACUGCUGGAGAGGAAGAGAGCAAUUUUUAGAGACUACCACUUGGUGUGUCCAGGGUCAGUGCAAAGUCGGUGACUAUAAGAAAGGGCACAGCCUUCAUUAGCAUUGGAGAAAUGCUUCCAGCUGUGAUUAAGGUGUUGAUAUUUGCCAAUCCUUGCAUUUUCCUCUUCCACUUCGUAUUCCUUCAGCUUUCGUGGAGGUCAGCCUGAGGCAAUACAUUGAGGUGUUCAAGGACUCAGAUGUCUGUUUGGUAUAAAUUACAGUUCUUAAUCAGGAUGAGUGAAAAAAUGCAGUGUUAACUAUAUAUAUAACUGAGGUGACAGGAAAUCUGUUUUUAAAAUCUCGACAGUGUAACUUGGACUUUGGCACUGCUUUGAUCUACAUUUGUAGCAUCUUUACAGGAAGAGUUACGUCAGACAGAGUCUACUUCCAAUCAGAAGAAUAUUGAAACUGUUUUUUAUAUUCUUUGCUUACCAACAAAAUCCCCCCGGCUCCCUCCCUGCAAUUAAAAAGUAAUACUGUUUCCACUCAUUAAGUGAGUUCCUGAAGAUAAACCUCCAGGAAAGAUGGACUUCCUUUACUUUCCCAAAAUAUACACUUAGUUGCCUUCGUCUCACAAUUCUGUUGUGCAAGGACUAGUGAGAUUUCUUGCUAGAAGAAUGAAGUCUGUGUUGCUUUUUUUUCCCCAUGAUGUUAAUAUAGGAUAUUUUUAUUCUAUUUGAAGCAGAUUUAUAAAAAUGAUUCUAAUGUUUUCUUCUGUAAGAAUCUUAAUGUGAUGCCUUCUAAUGCUUCACUUCAUCCUUACCAAAUCAAAUUAACAAAAGAAGGAUUAGCUCCAAUGGCAUUAGGAAAAUUGUAUACUUGCAAUACCAUGUCAGGUUCUCCUAUUAGGGCUCAUGUUUAUAAUCUAUUAAAGCUGGAAAGAUGCUUGGUAAUGUUUAAAUGCCCUUAUUUAUUUCCAAUUAUUUCAGAGAAAUUUACAUUUGGUCAUCUUUUUUUGUUAGAUUUUCUAGAACUUAUCAUCAUUCUUUUCUAAUUACUGUUAAGCCCAACCAUCCCAUACUCACCAUGAAUUUUUGCCAGCAUCUAUCUCUAUGUAUUAAAAUGUUGAAUUUACACAACUGCUAUUCAGUCUACAAUACUUGUUAGCUAAUCUUUUGACUCUGAUAAACUUCAGAAAUUUGGGGAGUUGUAAAAUAAAAAAUGAAAAUUAAUACUCAUUUUGGACUCCCUGUUCAGUCGGGGAGUCAGGAGUUGAGUAACUAACUGAGCAAUCAGGUGAAGAUAUUUAAACCUGGUAGCCUAGAAAUGUGGAGCUUUGAAUAAUUGUCUCUGUAUGUAUGUAUCUUCUUGCUCUGAGUCCUGCGCAUUUAUUUCAUGAUCCCAGUAAACUCAAAUAUAAUUUGGGUCAUUUAACUGGCAAGGGCUUUCCCACAUCAUCAGGUUGUUGCUAUCUUUUAUUUCAUUCGACAGACUAAAAGACAGUUUUCAAAUGUUCAUUGUCAUUAUGAUCCAGUAUAGCUGCUUACUGUAAUGGACUCAGCAGCAUCUUCUGUGCUUUAUCAGCUGUGUUUUACUGCACUUUACUGUUCCCCUUGAAGUUUAUUACUUCUGAGUUCUCUUCAAAGCUAUUAAGAAAUGACUCCUUGAUUGUCCACAUACUGUACUCCAAAACAAUGAAAACUUAGAAGCAAAGAUAAAAUAUCAUAUUACUUGUGGAGAAAAACAUUGAAUGUCUGUAAUUUUCACUACAUCCAAGAUGUAUUCACUAAAAACAAAUUAACAAGCAACGUCAUGUCAAGGAAGAUUUGUCACUUUAGGAUAUAUAGAAUGAUUUAUUUGCUGGGAACUGAUACGUGUUGCAUCUUCCAUAAGAAAGGAGAUCGAUCCAUUUAUUGUUAAUGCAGAUCUUGAAAGACAAUGUUAAAAGGAUCUCAAGAAAUUCUUGUUUUGAUUCUUUUUUAGCUUGAAUAAUUUGUGUUAUAAAUCAGAAAUAUAUUUUUUCCAAAUAGACUGCGCAACCACUAGCAAUGAGAGUGUGUCAGCAACUGCACCCAGCAUGUUUGUGAUCUUGUAUUGCAUGGAGAUUUAGGUUUUUUACAGGAUAAGAAAUAGCAUCAUUUUCCACCUACUGAAUUGCUACUAGUCAUUGCCUCAUAACUCGUUCCUCCAUUAACUCCAGUCCUAAGAGUGGAGUUAGAUCUGCCAAACCACAUAUUUACAGUUCUUUAACAAUCACACUCUUUGCAGCUUAGUUUGUGAUUUCUUAACUUCCUGAUUGUUCUGCAAAAUCACUCUACUCGACAGACUCUCUUCUCUGUUUCACUUUUUCCUCUUUUUUUUCUUCUUUUCUCUUUUUUUAAUGAUUAAAAGAGGGCAGCAACUCAGGUACUGUCCAGAGAGGUAACAGUCUUAUGUACUAGUGACAGUCUUACCAUUACUGUUUUCCUGCUACUCCCAGCAAAACAAUUUUUUGAAUGUUACUGGAUUUCAGAAAGUCUAAACUCCACAAUGCUUUCUAACUCUACAGGAUACUUGGAGGUAGCAAAAUUCCACUAAAAAUUGUUACACAUACCUUGGCAGUAUGCAGGAUGAAAGACAGAAAACCUGCAUCUCUGGCAAGGGCAGCCUUUAUGUGAUCAGCCUUAAGUUCCCCUGUUUCCAUUUUGAUGAUGCACAAAUUCCAGCCUACCUCAGAAAUCUGCACUUCCAGCUUUAGCCAUCUGAGUAUUACCCACUAGGCCUCUUCUUUGGCAUUAGAAGAAUGUGAAACCCAGUGUACCUCAGAAGUGGAAAUACGAGCUAAGAAAUACGAGUCCAAUGGAACAAAAUUUGUCCCUGCUAAGAAUUGUGAUCUGCACCGCAUUCGCCUCACUUCACAUCUCCAACCAGAUCCUAUUCCAUGGCAGCCUUCCACACCUUCAGCAUGGUGUCAGCAAUGUUGUUUUUGAUUAUUAAAGAGUCCUAUGCUUACACCAUUAUUUUUACUUUCUUUGUUGUUUUUCCUUUGUCAUUUCAUUUAUCUUGUCUCCUUUUUGUUGUUGUUUUUUAAUCUGGCAAUUUGAUUUCCCCUGGGAUGGUUCCUUUUGAGAGUGAAAGGAAACAUGAGAUCAUCAAACAGAUAUUUUAUUUUCCGUUCAUUGCAUGUCCUCUAUAUUUUAUCUUGGUUUUUUAAAUUCUUUUUUCUGUAUUUUAUGACAUGUCUGAAAUCUUUGUACUUUUUUGCUCAGUUGCAUAUGAAUGAUCAUUUGUUUGUACCACUGUAUUGUAUUCUACUAUUCUAAGAAUAAAUAAAGUUUUCUGGGGAAAAUAAAUAAUGAAAACAUUGGCAAGAUAAUGCAUUUUAAUGCCACUUAGAAAUUCAGUUUCAAACUAACUUUGGAUAUGGUAAGCUUAGAAACUUCAUUUAACUAGCAUCUUUAAAUCAGCAAAGCGCUGUUAGGAAUCAGUCAUCCUAGAGUGCAAAGUUUGAUGUUAUGGGAUGACAAAGUACAAAUGGGAAGAAUCAGUUACAGAAAAAAGAGGAGGAUAAAUGAAUUGCCUUGUACAGAAACUGGCAAUAGCUGAAAGGGCAUCUUAACUAACUCAAUGUUGGUUAUUUACAUGAGUGAAGAAACAGAAUUUUCUCCUUAGAAGUCCCUAACAGUGAAGCAGAUACUCUGUAACAUCUGGGCACAGAUAGUCUGCUCAUCCAGAAUCCACUGAAAUCAGUAAAGUCUUGCUAUUAUCAGCCCAGAUUUAGGUCAAGGCUGUAAUGGAUUUAAAAAUGAUAUGUCAUCCCCAUGGUUAAUGACACUGGACCCAGGCGUCUGCUGGCCGAAGUAGUAUUGAAGCGUUGCAGGGCAGGUCCAGCAUAUUUCCCUAUGUGCGAGGAAGGGAUUUUUGUGUUUGGUUUAAUUUUUCUCAGAGUUGUAAGAAAAACAUGCAAAUAGGAUUCUUAAGGA